GUGGGUGUGUCUACUCAAGUUCCCGGAUGAAAGUGGGUGUGACUAGGUGGUGCAAAAAUGGCCGACUCACAGGAUACCGAGGCUGACUCCGGGACGAAGAUGGAUACGAGUUCUAUUGUUUCAAUUGAGACCGAAAGAUCAGAUCAGAAAUCUGCCAUGGACACAAAGCCAGAGCCAACAAGGGCAAGAAGUCGAAAGUUGAAAAACCCAAAGAGAGGAAUUCAGUUCAUGCAACGGCAGGAAUUCUCCAAUAUGGAGAGGCAGAUGGACUACAACAUGCAAUAUGGAAGUGAUGCCGGCUCUGAGGUCUACCAAGACAUAGCAUCGGAGAGAGCCAGUCCGCCUCAAAAUGGCGAGCGCCAGAUGUACGAUUGCCUUUCCCCUCUGGCACGCUGGAAACUACAGAGCAAGUACGAGGAUUCCUACUUUCUGCCAAUCUACCAGGAUGGGGAGGGGUCGUCUGCUAAGGAUGAGGAGGCCGAAAGGCAAAUGCUCCAGAGAUCACCUUCCACAUAUUCCAGUCAAGGCAGAUCUAGCCAGAGUCAGGACGACAUGCAAUAUCUAAAUUACCUGAAAAUUAAGCAGAUUAAGUCCGCUUUCUCCAUAACUGAGGACAAAGAUAUUCCCACCAGUGCCCUAUCCUUAGGUAAUAUGUUUGCCCUGAAAAAGCGUAUAAUCAAGCGUGAAGAGAUGAGAAGCAGUAGUAAAGGCAUGGGUUCUGAGUGUUCCGAGGGUUCGUCCGACCAGAGUUCCAGUGGUUCACCAUCAAACGUUGGUACCGACUCACCUGAGGACUUCAAGCAGGACGGGGACAAUGAAGAGUCUCAGGAUGAUAAUAAGCCACUACAGACGGAGCCCGUAGACCUGUCGCUGAAGAAGUCGAGCCCCUCCCACUGGUAUGAGGAUGUAAAUAUGGGUGAAACAGAAAGUCCCGCAGCCGCAGAUGUCAGGCUUGGCUUCAGGGGUCUAUCAUAUAUCAAGAAAGCAGAAGUCGAGGACCACCCGACAGUAACGCUGGAGUCGAUGAACAAGAUCGGGUCUGCUGCCUUGCUUUCCCUACAGAGAAUAAAAGAGGCAUCCGAGUACGUACAAGAUUCUUCUGUCUUUUGGCAAUUCAAACAUCGCCACCACCCAUACAGAUUGGACUCAAUGAGCAAGAUGGGGAUGGAUGGAGGGGCCUUCAGCAAGCCUCAUCUCGCCCCACGAUCUCCCGUCUCGAAAGCCAAGCCGUUCUACGGCACACAAGAGGCACUUGAGCUGCAAAAGAAAAGACGUGUUCAUCGAUGUGAUUUUGAGGGAUGCUCGAAAGUGUACACAAAAAGUUCUCAUUUAAAAGCACACAGACGGACACACACAGGUGAAAAGCCAUACAUAUGUACAUGGGAAGGGUGUACUUGGAGGUUUGCGAGAUCCGAUGAGCUGACACGCCACUACCGGAAACACACAGGGGACAAGCCAUUUAAAUGCCAGAUAUGUGAGAGGGCAUUCUCAAGAUCAGAUCACCUGAGUCUGCAUAUGAAGAGACACUGAGGCUGAUUGGCUGUGUUGGUGAUAUGUUGUGUAUUGUGGAAUGGUUUGUGAAUUCUACCGUUGCCUCUCUGAUUGAGGGAAUCUCCCAUUUUCCUGCAGUGCUUGUGCUGUUACCAGGGCCCUAAUACUGGUGCAAGGGCCCGUAUUCGGUGCAGUUACAAAUUUUGAAGAGCAUAUGUAAAACAUCCGACAUGUUAUACAUAGACUUUGACAGGGGCGUAAACUUAUGCUCAAUUUUUGUCAUAUGCCCGCCAAGCUUGAAAACGCAUAGCUUUACUGUAAUGUCUUUUCUAGUGUUGAAUCAGAAAGGACCUGAAUUGUGCAAUAGUUGAUAUGAAAGUUUUAUACAUAGAGAAAACUUGACUCUCUUAUAAAUAACGGCGACAUAACUGUUGUUAUGUGAAUAUUUUAUUAUGUGUUCAUUUGUGACAUGCAUGUUGAUGGUAUAUGUUUUUGUUUACUUGAUGUGAUGAGAAAAAAGAUGUGUUGAAAGAAAGCUCUAUUUACAUAGGGCAGUGCAGCUCUAUUUACAAAGAGAAGUGCUAUUGGGACGUAUUUUGUAAGAAAAAGGAUUUGUAUGUUGUGUGUGCAUGUUUGCUAGAAAUAAGCAAUGAAAAGCUUGGACUUCCAUAAAUUUUGUACAGUAUAUCAGCAAUAGUAUAAUAUAAUCUUUGACACCAUUCAUGUCAGUAGAUUUGCUGCAGAAAGACAGUCAAUAGAACAGUAGUUUGUAUUCCAAAGAAAAUAAGAGCAAAUAAGAAAUAUGCCAACAGUUUCAAGUUUGAUAAUCUGGUCGAUUGUUAAGAACUCUGUUUAAGACUUUUUAGACAACUUUGACAGCUGUGAUUAUUUUAUCAAAAUAUGUCCGAACACAAUAACCUAUAACACAAUUAAAAGUUAACAACGUUGUUAACGACAUCGUUGUUAACAAAGCUCUGAACAAUCGUCCAACUGACUAUCGCUGUUUUAUUAUUUUGAAAAUAUCUGAAACAUUUCUCAUCCUGCUAUCGUUUACUUUAUUGUCAAUAACAAGCUUACAAACAACAUUUUUUUUGUUCUGAGUGAAAUGUUUAAGAACAAUUAAGAUAGCGUAUAAGCAGAUUUAGGUUUUUCUAUUGGUAUGUUUGCUAUUUAUUUUGACUAUUGUGAUACACAUGUAUUACAUGAAUGUGUUGAUAUAUGUAUAUACUGAAACAAAACAAUGUACACAAGCCGUGAGAGUGCACGAGAUAUUGACAUGCCGCCAUUUUCUAUAAUAUUUUGAGCAGCUUUUUAUGAAUACGUUUUUUGAAGAUGCGAAAAAUAUGUUUGAGCCUCAUAGUAGCUUAAAACAAAAAGUCUAUUUUAAUUCGGAAUUGUGAACACAUUUAUUUUGUAACAUGGGUUUAGUUAAAUCUCAUAAAAAGUUUAGUUAGGGAACGAUAUCAGAAAUGAAAUAAAUGAAAAUGUUAAUGAAAAAUUAAAAUUGGAUAACAAACCUUACUGCCGCGGAAAAGACAAGCAUUUAUUUCCUCUUUACAAAUAGGGCGUUCAGGUAUUCUUGUGUACGUGUAAAUCAUGGUAUAUAAUUGGUACGAGUUACGAAAUCAGAGCUGAUUCUUCAUGUUAGAAAUAAACAUAUGUAUAGUCUGGUGCUGUAUCAUUGCAUUUUGUUGAUUCAAUAUUGAUUUUAUAUUUGUGUUUGUUACUUAAUGUUACUGUUUUUUGUUAAAUGCAUUAUUGUGAUGUUUUGGAAUCAUAUUCAUAUUCAAUCAUGUUGAAAACAAUGACAUUUUAAAAGGUGUUGUCAUAUUUUAUCCUGAGCAAUAAUUUAUUACAAUAUAUGUUAGAGUACAUACAUAUUGUCAAUAAUUCCAAGUUUUAUUAGUCAUAAAUAAGAUAUCCAUUAAUUAUUAUGUAUGGCAUUUCCAUGACAAGUUAUUUUUUUCUAUUUCCCUCCUCAAAUUCUAAAGACAUUAUUUUUGUAUUAUUUUAAUAUUAUGCACUUUUCAACAAGGAAGCAAUGUGUAUACAAAAAAGCAAUUGACUGUGACAUAAAACAAGUUUGUUUGAGCCAGUCAGAGAGAACGUUUUAGUUCUCACAAUGCUAUGUAGUUGCUUUUUUCGAGUACCAUGGCCUAUAUAGACACUACUAGUAAAACUGUAAAGUAGUCUUAACAGACCUAAGAACAAAGUUGUAAAAUGUCACAGUCUGUUAUUAUAAAUGCAUUUGAAUGCAUAUGAGUUGCACACAGGUUCAACACUUCCUAUUUAUCAUUAUUUAACAAGGACAAGUUUUAUUCCAAGAACACGGCCGUAUGUAAAACGUUUUCAUUGGUUCCCUAGAUAUUCAAUGGAACGAACCCAGAAGUCAUUAAAAUCAUUGACAAUAGCAGUAUAAGGAUAUAGAUACGUAAAAAAGCAGCCUUUUGAACAGAUUAAGUGAAACUUUACAGUAUAUUUCUGGACAUAUUUGUGAACUUUUAAGGAAAUAGUUUUGUAACUUUGUACUUAAGUUUAUACCAAUUGCUUCCAAAAUGUGCUCAGUAGUAGUUUUUAAUCACUUUUAAAUGUGAUUAAAUGUGCAUAGCAAUAAAUUCAUUUAGAGUCACUGUUUUGUUAAGUAUUUUAAUAUAUGUUUUAAUGUUAUGUUUUUUUAUGUGCAAACUUGUUUAUGCAUGAGGAAAGAAUGUUUGCUUAGUCAAAAUUUAUAAACAUCGAACAUAUUUUGGAUAAUACUGCUUCUGCCUCACUCAUUACAGGUCAUCGUUUGACUUUUUUCUACAAAAAGAUUGUAGAAAUUUAAAAGAGUUCAUUAUCUUAUUUCACAGGAAUCUGACUGAUGUGACAACAAUUUACCUAAUCAAACAAAACAAACCUGAAACCAUGACUAUAGUAUGACUAUGUUUAACUUAAAACAUAUGACUUGAGACUUACAAAAGGGAAGACUGCCUUAAGGCAUGUGUGCAGUAGUAAUGAGUGUUUAAAAAGGAUUGCUGUGCUUUUGUAUGGCGGCAGUUUUGUUGAAAUGCAAAGUGCCGUUCAGUUGUCUGUCUUCUAUAUUAAGAUACUAUGUCCCCAAUUGGUCACCGAGGGUAUUUUUUGUUCUCCCUUAACAAUAAGACCAAUUAUACAUAUGGCUAUUUCACAAGUAACUUCAUUGUAAACUAAGGUGGUCUGAAUUUAAGUUAUAAUGGGUACAAUGCAAUGAGUUGUUAGUUAAAUCGUAAAGUCCUCUGAUGACUUGGACUUCAACUAAAACGUCUGUAGUAAAGAUGCAAGUACUCGUCAGUCUUUGAAGUUUAUGUCGACUGUAAUCAUGAAAACUAUGAAGAAUUUGCAGAAGCAGUAUUAUCUUAAUACUGAUAGUAAAUAUGGUGUCGUUCUCUAUGUAGUAUAGUGAAUAAUCUGUGCAAUAAAAUUUGGAAAAAAAUAUGGUUUGAGGCAUAGAAUGUCGAUGGAAAAAUCUAAGGAUUGUGUCAGAGGAAACUUAAAAGUGAAGUUUAUUAUAAAAAUGUUAAACAACUUCAUAGUUUAGAUUAUAUGGUAAUUUUAGAAUUGUCAAUAUUAUUUCAAAUUUCCUGUUUAAAAUGUUAACAUUUGAAAUCUAUAGAUCAUUUUUCUUUUGUCAUAUUUUGUUAUUAGAUUUGGGUUGCUAGAAUCAUGUUCAUUUUUAUAUGAAUUACAAAUAAACUAUACAGAAGGUGAA
Molecule: messenger RNA, 5218 nt
Organism: Mya arenaria
Lineage: Eukaryota; Metazoa; Mollusca; Bivalvia; Myida; Myidae
Product: transcription factor YY2-like
Exons: 9
Coding region: 58-1530 (490 amino acids)
Biological process (GO): regulation of transcription by RNA polymerase II
Molecular function (GO): DNA-binding transcription factor activity, RNA polymerase II-specific; RNA polymerase II cis-regulatory region sequence-specific DNA binding
Source: RefSeq, a predicted model, not a curated record